AUUAUUCUAAAAGAAGAAGAAAGAAGCCUUUCAGCCAAAGCUGAGGGACGCAAUGUUCCUGGUCGUUUGUCGCUGCUGUUUCUGCGGUUUUCUGCCAAACCCAAAGUGGACUGUCAACGCAGAGACAUGGCCGCUUCUCCGGCGAACAUAAAUAAGGGCAGCACGACGACAGACAUCCUAAAAUGUCACAGAGAGUCUCGGUCGCAGUGUCAGGAAAUUAUAAAGCCCACCAUCAUGGAGCUGACCAAAGAAGUGAGGACGAACAUCCUCUGCACCGUGGAAGGAUGUGGCAAGAUUCUUCCCAACACACCUGCCUUGAACAUGCAUCUGGUUAAAUCGCACAGAAUAAAGGAUGGGAUGGUCAAUCCCACAGUCAGAAAGGAAAUGAAGGGCACUCAGAAACUUUACUGCUGUCCUAUUGAGGGCUGUCCAAGGGGGCUCAACAGACCUUUCUCCCAGUUCUCUCUGGUUAAACAACACUACAUGAAGAUGCAUGCAGAGAAAAAGCACAAGUGCUCUAAAUGCAGCAAUGGCUACAGCACAGAGUGGGACCUGAAGAGGCACAUAGAGGACUGUGGGAAGACUUACCAGUGCACUUGUGGCUGCCCCUAUGCAAGCAGAGCUGCACUGCUGUCACAUAACUACAGAACAGGUCACGAAAUCCCAAAAGAAUACAGACUUCCUCCAGUCAAAAAGCGAAAGAUGGAAAAGCAUACAGGUGGUUCUGAAAAAGUCCGAGUUAAUGACUCAGCUGUGCAGAUCAUGCCUUCUACUAAGGAGUUGACAGAAACUUCUCCACCUCUUGAUUUGGCUGCAAACAUCCUAGAUCCAGCUAACCAGAUUUCCAGCCCCCAUAGGAGCCUUCAGAAGUUGCUCCUACCAAAACCCAAAAUUGCCUUGGUCAGUGUUCCUGUCAUGCAGCUGGCCCAUCUGCCUGUUCUUCUUCCAUCUACAGAAAGUGGGACUCUGAGGUCGGUGGUUCUUGCAGUAGACAACCAUGGCUCUUUCAGUACAUUCCAGCUCCUUCCACAGACAAUGGGAGCACUGGUUCCCCAGCUGGAUGGGAAAGGCUUGGUUUUCGAGAACAGCAAGUCAACUUCCCGUUCUACCCUGGAUGGCAUCAGCACAGGGGUGCAGGUCAAUCUGGACCCUGUUGGUUUAGAUGACUCAGCCAGCAGUGUGACGGGGCAGCGAGGAAGGAGCACCUCUACCAACAUCCAGACUGAUAAAUCCUAUUUGUCAAAGCUGCCCAUCGGGAUGGGAGUUGGGGAGGGAGCAGGGUUGUGUUCCAUGGGCGAGGCCUCAGUUUCAUCCUGCUCCCAAACAGACAUCAGUGUGAGUGCCCAAGUCCUCCUGCCAGUCAGUGUGGAGACCCAGACAUUCUUUUCCCGAGCCAAAUCCACAUCAUCUGUUGGAGCUCAGACAGAGAGCCAGGGCCUGAGCCAAAUCACGCCCCUCUCCUCUUCUGUGCUCCCGUUUCAAACCAGACAGACGCAGACGAUCGUUGCUCUGCCACAGUUGGAGGAUAAGGCUCCUGACCAGGCUGUUAUGUGUUCAGAUCUAUUUGUUAAUGAGUCUCUAAGCACUUCAACACAAACAGCCCAGGACAUUAUUAACAGCCCUAGUGCUGCAGGAAGAAAUCUGUAUGAAGACUCAAAGUCGGUGGCGGGUAUGUGUUUUGGGGUGCAGACACAUGAGCUGGGUGCUAACAACAUGGCCGAUAACCAGACCCAAACGAUAACGCUGUUAAAUGACCUUGAGAACAUUCUGGCUGGCGGCAUGUCGGGUCACCAGGUUCUCGCGGAGGUUUCUGCUGGUUGUGGGUCCGGUCCUGGCUCUGUUCAGGAGCAGCACAAUGGAAUUGACUUUGACUUUGAGGAGUUCCUCAACACCGUUCACAUUCAGACACAAACGGAGGAGAGUGAACUUGGUGUGCUAGGUGGUGACACUCCGCUGGAGUCGCUGGACAUUCAGACGCAGACAGAUUUCCUCCUUAUGGAUGAGCUGGACCAAAAUGAGGGACAAAGUCGACCCCAAGCCAGUGACCUUGAGCUGUUUGACACCCAGACUCAGACUGAUCUCAAUUUCCUGCUGAAUGCUGGCAGCAACAUGCCCCUAAGCAGUAUCCUUCGACAUUCAACCUUUUCAAUCAGCACCGAGUCGUCAGAUACCGAAACACAGACGGAUCUCCCUUCCUUUACUACAGCUCCAUCCUCACUUUCUAAUAGAGGUCAAGGUGAGGCAGUGAGGUUGUUGAACAGCACAGAAACCCAGACUGUGACCAGCCAAGCAGAAGGCCUGGGGCAACUCUUUCUGACCAGCAAUGAAACCCAGACCGUUAUGAACGACUUCCUGUCAGCAGACCUGGCGUGGAAUAUGGAGUCACACUUUAGCUCUGUGGAGACUCAGACCUGUGAGGAGCUUUGUGCUCUCUUUCAUCACCCCGACAAACCCGACAGCUGAAACUCUUCCUGAAGUAGGGUUGACCAUUCCAGUGGGACGUCCGUGUCCACAGCUUUUCCAGGUGUUGAUCCUGACAGCUUUGCUGCACUUUAUGAGCUCCAUGGGCAUGGUUCAUUAGCUCCUGUGACAGUUUACAUAUUUAUUUGCACACAAAGUCACGUUAUAUGUAUCUUGUCAGAAAUGCCAUGUGUAUAUUUGAGCAUAGGACCACUGUGGGUAGUUUGUGCUGCUUGGUCCGUCCAAGUGUGUCUAGGCAGAAAACCUUUCUGAAUUUAUUACAUCUCAGCUGUACAAUAUGCAGUAUUGUAAAGUUUGUUUACAUGUAAAAUGGGCACGGAGGCCUUUUUAGGUCAAUGGCACAACACAAGCAUCUGAUCGGCUGCCUCUUCAGUGUCGCUGUGUCCGUUUAAAGACGCUGAACUGCAACCAUCAAAGCUUAUAUGACCAGUGAAAGUCGUUUUUGGUUUUCAAAGCCUUUCAAGAGUUGAGAUACGGUUGUAAAAAUUUAGAAAAACUAAAAUGUUGCACAAGUAAAAUCUUUGAUGUCUUUGUUGGUUUUUGCACAGCUUUCAUUUAGGUGAUUGUGAUGUCUCAUAUGAAAAAUGUUUUCUGGGUUGGUUUUUGUUUCUACAUGAAACCAAGUCCGUAAGCGGGCUCGACUGUCUAACUUAUUUAUUAGCUGCGUGUAAGCGUGUACAAUAGCAGCAACCUGUUCUGAAUGGAUCUGAUGAUGUCAUUGUGUAGCAACAGCGAGUUAGUUGAGAUUAGCUGUUCAAACCAGUCAUGUGGAGCAUCCCAUUUUCUCUCCUAACGUUGUCACACAGUGUUUUAACUUGGCUUUUCUCCUCUCUGAGCGGCUAAACUCAGCAUUUUUGGUGAAACCGUUACCUCACCUGCACCACUUAAUCAGCUACGUUCUACGAGGAAACAUAGAGCCUUGUUUUUAGCUUGUUUGGUUGUAUUGGUGCCUUGUUCCAGGUGUUAAUAUCAGCUCUGGUUUAAAUAGGUCACUGCUUCCAUAAAUAAUUUCAGAAAGUGAUCAAACAUAGUAGGACUGUCAGAAGCUGUGGGGUCUUUAUGUUGCAUGUUUAAUCCAUAGUGUUUUCAACAUUGUCGCAUGAUCAUCAGUAAUAUUCUGAGUAUUUUUUCAUAUUUUCUCUGGAAAUAUGUAUGUCUUGUCAUUGAAUGAUUGCUGUGCAGUGUAUUAUUAUUAUUAGGAUGAAUAUCUUUCAUUCCAUUUCUUUGGAACAUGUUGUUUUCUUAUUCUGACUUCUAUUUCCCUGUGAAAAUAUUUUGACACAAUUUUUUUUUUUGAUCUUCACGCUUUGUUCUUGAUUUCAGAAGAUUUAGAAAUGAUAUUGCUGCUUCCUGCAGAUGUCGUAGGAUGGCAAAUGUCUUCAAAAUCUAUUUUGUGAAGGCUUUUGGUCUAUAUUGUAACGUUUUCUUCUCCCUUUCUGGGAGUGCAUGCACAACAUUUGUUUAGCAGAACUGAGUUUCUGUUGCCUACACGUGUAGAAUAAAUGGUUGCCUUGAUUGUUUCUUGAAGCUACACUACAGAUGUCAAUAAAAAGCUAUGAAGUAC
Messenger RNA from Nothobranchius furzeri (turquoise killifish), 4045 nucleotides. RefSeq names its product ATM interactor (gene atmin). NCBI's taxonomy places the organism in Eukaryota, Metazoa, Chordata, Actinopteri, Cyprinodontiformes, Nothobranchiidae. Gene Ontology annotation, cellular component: nucleus. Gene Ontology annotation, biological process: regulation of transcription by RNA polymerase II. Gene Ontology annotation, molecular function: DNA-binding transcription factor activity, RNA polymerase II-specific; transcription cis-regulatory region binding. The record is from RefSeq and is a predicted model, not a curated record.